UGAAUUUUAAUGCUCGUUAAUAAAUAGGUGAGCACUUGAAAUGAGAACGAAAAAUGGCAGUUUUCAGUUCCCUCGACAGAUAUCGAUACCGAGAGGGUUCAGUUGUUUGUAAGCCGCGUUCUCUGCUAGGGGGUGUAAAAGUUGAGAAGCCAGUGAAAUGAAGUGUUUAGCACUGGUUGGCAUUUUCCUCAUCAGUUAUCAGUUUUCGGCUGGACUUUUGGUGAAACAGUACAACUGUGACAACUACAUCCUUUCCUGGUGUCAACUGCACAAUGUUACGGUCCAAUCGGAUCGGGAUCUUCUUUCGGUUGCGUUUCCUAAGGCGCAACAAGUUGGAUUUCUCAAUGGUUCGAUUCCACAUUUCUCACAUCUCAUGAACUUGAGUUUGUUCAAAGCCGGAGUUCUACGACUCUUCGCCCGCGGAACUAUAAUUCAUCGACUUACUCUACCCAACACAAUCGAGCAACUGUACUUUCGAGACAACGGCAUAUACGUCGUAGACAUUGACUCAAAAGCAACGUACAGCAUGAAGUUUUUGAGAAUCCAUGUGAAUAAACUGCGGGAUGUGUCGAACUUCAAGCAGCUGCGGAACCUUGUGGAACUGAAUCUCUGUGAUAAUAUAAUCGAACAAGUGUCUUUUGACACAUUCGCUGAAAUGUCUAACCUCAAACAGUUGCUGCUCUGUGGGAACCGUAUCAAAACUAUCGACGCUAGCAUGAACAUUUACCUACCUAACCUCUAUCAUCUCGAUCUGUCCAGUAAUUUUCUGUUCAAUCGAACUUCUCUGGACCGGUGGCAGUUCCCUCGAUUGGGAAACUUUUCGCUCCGGGACAAUCUGCUUACCAGUCUCGAUGUUCGAAUCAUCGCACAGCGCUUCCGUGCGCUUCAAAUCUUGGAUGUCGAGCAUAACUCGUUGGAUUGCGACACCUACCGGCAGCUGUUGGAGGUAGUUCAGCAGCGUAAAAUCAUCUACAACGUCGAUAAGCGAGCUUGCAGCACCACUCCAACAACGGUGGUGACACGCUCGGUAUGGGAAACCGAACACGACAACGAAUUUGUUAGCGAUCAGCAACAGGAGAUUAGACAGCUGAAGGAGCGCAUCUAUCAGCAGGCGAAAGUCAUCAACAACCAGCGCUCUGAAAUCGAUCAACUGAGGGCCAACCUCAGCACGCUGAUGGAACAGUUUGAUCUCGUAGUUGGACCGCUGCGAGCUAAUGAUCCGUUUUGAGCGGCGUUUUCAAUGUGUGUGUCUGUGUAAAAGUGCAUUUAAUAGUAUUCAUUCCAGAACAAUGUUCACGUGUUUUUUUUCAGUCAGUAUUUAACAAUAUUUACAUUAUUUGAAAUUAAAUACACUUUUGUGUAAUGGAACCGAUAAAUUUGUUUGUUCAAGUUGAAUGUUUGUUACUUAAGUGCAAUUAACAUUUCUAAGCUAAAAAUUUGUUGCCCAUACUCUUAUGGAUUUUUGCCAUUUAUGAGUUAGCUUGAUGAAUAAUGUCUAUUUUUACUAUACCUUGAUUAAUUGCAAAUAUAA
This is a messenger RNA of Malaya genurostris, 1531 nucleotides long. Its product is annotated as insulin-like growth factor-binding protein complex acid labile subunit. The transcript has 2 exons. Lineage: Eukaryota; Metazoa; Arthropoda; Insecta; Diptera; Culicidae. The record is from RefSeq and is a predicted model, not a curated record. Gene Ontology annotation, molecular function: protein binding. The coding region runs from base 158 to 1228 and encodes 356 amino acids.